CGGGCGAAUAACGCCAUCUAGACGGCGGAGUUUGGCGGUGUGGCGCAACCGUUACCGUUAGGGCGCGUACAGGGCCCUGUUGUUAAGGCCGUAUCGGUGCCCAAUCGUUUGACCGCCAGAGCUUCGCUCGGCUUUGCAUGCACUUGUUUCUGGAGCGAAGGGCCUGGGCCGCGCCGCGCUUGGGCUCACUGGCACCGGCAGGGCGACGACUGCGGGCCGUGCCGCGGCCGCCACACGGCGUCCUCCCACCCAGCGCUGCCGACGUGCGCGCCGAGGCCCACCGGACCUCGGCCAUCAUGCUUCUGCUGCAGGUGGUCCUUCUGUGGUCCCUCUCGUGCAUAACGGGCGCGCAGCAGCAGGCCGCCGCGGACAGCCACGGCGAUGACGCGACGACCCACCGUGAACUCUCCCUGGAGGCGUUGGAGGCCAUGCCCGUGAACUUCUCUAGUGGGCACCGCAUCGUCGGGGGCCUCGAGGCGUCCCCGGGACAGUUCCCGUACCAGGUCGGGAUCUUCAUCGAGAAGGGUCCCAUCAUCAAGAGGGGCACGAGCUUCUGCGGCGGCUCGAUCCUCAGCGAACGGAUCGUCAUGACGGCCGCCCACUGCACACCGCGUGAUACACUGAAAAUCACUGUAUACGCCGGAGCGCUUAGCAUACGACGUGAUGAGUCACCAAAGAUCACUGUUGACGCGUUCUACGCCCACGAACGUUUCUCAAAGGAUCUGCUCAACGAUAUCGCCCUUCUGCACUUGAGCUCGCGCUUGGAAUUCAACGAUCGUAUUCAACCGAUAAAUUUGCCGCCAAAAGACGUCGGGCCCCUAGCCGGUUUGAAGGUGGUGAUGAGCGGCUGGGGGCGUACUUCAACGCGUAGACGGCGAGCUAUCGCCCGUGCUUCGCUACGUCGAGUCAACCGCCUUGACGAAUCUAAUCUGCCAGGUGCCCUACGCCCUGUUCGCACUCAUAGACGAAUCCCACCUGUGCGUGUCUGGUUGGUUCAUGAAGGGGACAUGCAUGGGGGACUCAGGCGGGCCACUCACGAUCAAGAAGGACGGCAAAAUCAUGGUAGUCGGUAUCGUCUCCUUCGGGAUCAAGUUCAGCUGUAAUGUGUCCUGGCCUCCGGUGUUUACCAGGGUCACCUCCUACCUCGAGUGGAUCAAAUACUGGUGGGAUGAGCUGGAGAAGGGCCACAAAGGGCACGGGGUCAAGUGGCUAGAAUAAUGAUUUGUAUGGUACCGGCGUUUUUUUACCUGUGAUCAGAUUUUAAUGUUACGACUAUUUCAGUGUUGAAUAAAGACGGUCUUUACGGGCUCACGAA
This is a messenger RNA of Frankliniella occidentalis (western flower thrips), 1315 nucleotides long. Its product is annotated as brachyurin-like. The coding region runs from base 138 to 1103 and encodes 321 amino acids. Gene Ontology annotation, biological process: proteolysis. Lineage: Eukaryota; Metazoa; Arthropoda; Insecta; Thysanoptera; Thripidae. The record is from RefSeq and is a predicted model, not a curated record. The transcript has 7 exons. Gene Ontology annotation, molecular function: serine-type endopeptidase activity.